Molecule: messenger RNA, 15040 nt
Organism: Elgaria multicarinata webbii
Lineage: Eukaryota; Metazoa; Chordata; Lepidosauria; Squamata; Anguidae
Gene: APOB
Product: apolipoprotein B
Biological process (GO): lipoprotein transport; cholesterol homeostasis; cholesterol transport
Cellular component (GO): low-density lipoprotein particle; very-low-density lipoprotein particle; mature chylomicron
Molecular function (GO): cholesterol transfer activity; low-density lipoprotein particle receptor binding
Source: RefSeq, a predicted model, not a curated record
CAGUCUGUCUUUGGUACUGGGCUAGGAGAAGAAGAGCGGAGAGCAGAGCAAGGGUCCCUCAACAUGGGACCCCCACAGCUCUGGCUGCUCCUGCUGCUGAGCAGUGGUGCUUUGACACAAAAUGAUGGGCCUGGAAAUGCAAAUCCAAUUUGUACAAGAGACGCCACCAGAUAUAAGCACCUCAGAAAAUAUGUCUAUAACUAUGAAGUAGAAACUGCCAGUGGGGUGACAGGGACAGCGGAUUCACACAGUGGCGUCAAAUUGAAAUGCAAGGUUGAGCUGGAAGUCCCACAAAUCUGCCAUUUCAACCUAAAGACAAGCGAGUGUACCCUCCGAGACGUGGUCGGUAUUGACCCUCAGCGAAAACCUUUGUUAAAGGAAUCAAAGAACUCUGAUGAGUUUGCUGCUGCCAUGUCCCAGUUUGAACUAAAAUUCAAUAUUCAGGAUGGGAACAAUGUCCAGCUGUAUCCUGAGGACAAUGAGCCUACGCACAUUCUCAACAUCAAGAGGGGCAUUAUCUCUGCUCUUUUGGUGCCAAUGGAGACAGGCAGUGCCCAAACGCUCUCUAUGGAUACUGUGUAUGGAAAAUGUGACAGCAACAUUGAAGUAAACAACCGGAAAAGCAACCCUGCCACUGCAGCAGACAUUGUAAUCAGCAGGAACCUGGAAAACUGUGAAAACUUCAACCCCAUCAGAGAUUAUGUCAGCCCAAUUGCCCUCAUUAAAGGCUUGAACUUGCCAUUAUCCAGCCUGAUAAGCAGCAACCAGGAUUGUCAGUACACCAUCGACACAAAGAGAAAGCAUGUAUCUGGAGCCAUCUGCACUGAGAAACAUUUAUUCCUGCCUUUCUCAUACAAAAAUGAGUAUGGCAUGAUGUCCAAAGUCACUCAAACUCUGAAACUUGAAGAAACACUCAAAAUCAACAACAGAAAUAUUGAUGUCAACGGCCUGGUCAAGAGAGGACUGUCCUUAGAAGGUGUUGAGAGCAAGUCUUCCAGGCACGGCAACGCUGUUCUGAAACUCCUUCAGGAAUUGCAGAAACUGUCAACCUCCGAGCAGAACCAGAAAAGAGCUAGUCUCUUCCACAGAUUCGUCACUGGCCUGAGAGGCUUGCACAACGCCACUCUGAGCACUCUGGUGCCAAAGAUGAUAGAAACUUCCAGUUCCAUCACAGUGCAGGCUCUGACUCAGUGUGGUACCCCAGAGUGCUUUGGGGCUAUCCUGCAAAUCCUGAGGACUGGAAAUGUGGAUCCAAUUGUGGCCGAUGCCGUUACCUACAGCUUGGGACUGCUGCCUUCUCCUUGUACCAAAAGGAUACGGGAAAUCCUUAAUAUGGCCCAGUAUUACCAAAGCCGUGCUUCUUUUUAUGCCUUGAGCCAUGCAGUCAAUAGAUUCUACCAAGACAAAGGAACCAUGACUGCAGAAAUAAAAGAUGUUGCAAAUUUUAUGACAUCACUGAUCAACGACGAUUGCUCUGGGCGUGACGAACUCACUUACCUGACCCUGAGGACCAUUGGCAAUAUGGGGAAAGUGAUGGAAGAUGCCAAUCCCCAAGUGAAACAGUCUCUAAAAACCUGUAUUAGAAGCAACGCAGCCUCACCUGAAGUCCAGAAAACAGCUAUUCAGGCACUGAGAAAAAUGACUAUUACUGAUGAGGACCAGGGGAUCCUUGUCAGGGUUUUCCAGGAGACCUCCUCUCCAGUUGAAAAACGUCUGGCUGCUUAUCUCAUGCUGAUGAGAAAUCCUUCCCCAUCUGACGUUUCCAAGGUAGUUAAAGGUCUUACGAGGGACAAGAAUGAACAAGUAAAAAGCUAUGUAGCCUCACACAUUGCCAACAUCUUAGACUCUGAAGACCCUUCGACUGAACUGCUUAAAAACAAGAUCCAAGAGGCUCUUAAAGGAGAACAGGUCCCAACAGUCAAAGACUUCCGAAGAUUUUCACGAAAUUAUCAGGUUUCCCUGACGAUGCCGUGGUCCGGAGAUCCUCUUUCAGGAAAAUUGGAAGGAAAUCUACUCUUUGAUCCAAAUAGCUAUGUGCCUAAGGAAUCCAUGCUAAAAACCACACUGCAGUUGUUUGGAGUGAAGCCUGUGGAUGUGUUUGAGAUCGGCUUGGACGGGAAAAGCUUCGAGCCCACACUGGAAGCCUUGUUUGGACCCAACGGAUUUUUCCCUGACAGCGCCACCAGAGCUUUGUACUGGGUUGACGGCAAGGUACCACGGCAGGUUUCCCAAGCGCUCGGCGACCACUUCGGAUACACCAACAAUGGAAGGCAGGAAGAGGAUUUUCUGAAUGGGAUCAUGCUUAAUUUAGAGAAAGUGGUUAAAGAAAUCAACAGCAAAGAAACCCCUGAGGCCAGCGCCUACAUCAAAAUCUUCGAGCAGGAGCUGGGCUACUUGAAACUCAGUGAUGUUAAGCUAAUGGGAAGCCUGAUUGUGAAGAGCCUUAAGACCAUGCAGAUGGUGCCUGAGAAGAUUGUCCAGGCCAUCUCAACAGGGACUGGGAAUGACUUCUUUCUUCACUACAUCUUUAUGGACAAUGAAUUUGAGCUGCCAACAGGUGCAGGACUGCAGCUACAAGUUGCUUUAUCUGGAGUAGCCACUCCCGGAGCAAAGGCUGGAAUGAAAUUUUCAAAGAGGACUAUGCAAGCAGAAUUGGUUGCUAAACCCUCGGUUGCAGUUGAAUUUGUAACACACGUAGGAGUGAACAUCCCUGAGUUUUCUAGAACUGCUGUACAGAUGCACACCAAUAUAUACCAUGAGUCUGGAAUUGAAGCCCAAAUUACAGUAGGAGCUGGAAAGCUGAAGCUCAUCAUUCCUGCACCAAAGACCCAAACCAAGCUUUUGAGCAUCAGCAACCUUUUGUACUUGGUCACCCCAACCCGCACUGAAGUGAUCCCCCCUCUGAUUGAGAACCGAGAGUCCCAGAUAUCUUGCACAUCUGUUUUUGCUGGUCUGAACUUAUGUUCCAAACUGGAAUACUCAAAUGCCAGUGCCACACAGGAAGCACCUUAUUAUCCACUCACUGGGGAAACCAGGUAUGACAUUGAACUACAGCCAACGGGGGAAGUAAAGGAAUAUACUGCAAGUGCUAAUUAUGAACUAAAGAAAGAGGAAGCAGAUUUGGUAGACACCUUGAAGUUCACUGCUCAAGCUGAAGGUGUAAGACAAUGUGAAGGCACACUGACUUUCACGUACAAUCGAGGCAAAAAGAUUUUUACCAGCGACUUCCAGAUUCCCCAUUUCAACAUUGAUUUGGGUACCAACCUCAGAAUGACUGAUUACUCUACUCAGGAAAGAAGAGCGUACGGCUUUAUUUUAGACAUCAACAACAAGAAAAUUCCUGAAGUGACUCUUACAGGACGCCUCGGAUACAUUGCUGGGAGGGAGACGUCUAUGGAAACUUCAAUCUCUAUUCCUCGCUUGCAGAGUCAAGCAAAAACAGAUUUUUCACUACUACGGACGGGUAAUGGAAUAGAAUUUCAGAUUGACUCCUCAGGCACAAGUCAUGGUUCCUCGAUUUCAGAAAGGAUUGUCUUGAGAUAUGAUGAUGAGAAAGUUGAAGUGCAGUGGAAUUCAGGCACUAGCGCCGCCCUGAAGAAAAUGGCAUCCACCAUGCCCAUAGACAUUGUGGGUUAUUCAAAAGGUUUGCAGAAAAGCGCCGACGAGCUGCUGGACCACAAAGUAGCCAACACAGAUAUGACGCUCCGGCAUAUUGUUUCACAUUUCAUAGCCGCGACCAAUACCUGGCUACAGCAGACAUCCAAGGAUAUUCCUUAUGCCCAAACUCUACAGAAUAAAUUAAGUGGACUUCAGGAGCUAAAUUUUGAGAGCAUGGAUCUUAUCGGCAUUCCCGAGGAGUUUUUCUUACGAAGCGAUGGCCAGAUUAAGUACAUUUGGAACAAGGAGAGAACUGUUUUUACCAUCCCAUUACCCUUUGGUGGUAGAUCAUCCUAUGACAUAAGAGUUCCCAACACUGUAAGAACACCUCCAUUGGUAAUGCAAUCCUUGGGAGUAAACAUGCCCUCACAAGAGUACAGGCUUCCACCGUUCACCAUCCCAGAGUCCUACACGCUUCAGUUCCCAUUGCUGGGCACUUUUGAGAUCUCUUCCAACGUGUACAGCAAUUACUACAAUUGGUCGGGAUCCUACUCCUUGGCUAAUACUUCAAAGGAUGCCUACAGCCUGAGGACAAACUACUUCAUGAAAGCUGAUUCUGUUUUGGACCUACUGUCAUAUACCGUACGAGGUCAGGGAGGAGCAAGUUUUGAUCAAAAUGACUUCACCUGUGAUUACGAAAACACACUGCAACAUGGGCUCUUCGACUCGUAUUUUCAGUUCAGCAAGGAAAAAUUUGGCGGCAGUCCCACUAGUAGAAGUGCUCUUACAUUUAAGGCUUCCAGCCUCCUGGGUGCUCAGUUUUCUCUGUCUGUCCAGGAAAAUUCCGAAGACAGCAACAAUGUGUUGGUUGCAAAUCUAGACCUGGUUGGACAACUAAAUGUCGCUUCAGACUUUGCUAAAACCACAUAUAGGCGGUCAGUCACCUAUGAUGCAAGCAAGCUCGUGUCGACGGGGACAUCAGAUCUGGAGUUUGACUCUUCCUUCCUUCAGGCUACUAACAAGAUUACUGGCAGAUAUACUGAAGAUGCAUGGAUAAUCACAUCCAUCUCAAAUGUACAGAAUGGCUUUCUGACGAACACCGCUUCCUUGAACUACCAAAAAAGCCAGCUGAAGUUGUCAUCUGAGACCGUUGGAAGGCACAUGAACUUUCUCAAUAAGUUUGACUUAACUGUGGACCAGCAAGGGGCUGCACUUCGUUCCGACUAUCAGGCUAGUUACCUAGAAAACCAAUACUAUGCUCUGGUUUCGGGCUCUGCUAACAACCGAGGCGCGGAAUUGAUUAGCCAUGUGUCGGUGAGCGGUAAAAGAAACAAAGCAGAACACAAGUCCACCUUAAGUAUUAACCAGGAUGGUCUGGCCAGCAGUGCAACAACAAAACUGCAGUUCCAUCUACUGACACUGGAGAAUGAAAUGAAUGGCCACAUUGGCAUCUCCGGAGCCUCAGCCAAGAUUAAUACUAAUGGACGUUACGGGAAACACAAUGCAAAAUUUGACUUGGAUGGAAAAGUGGCUCUCACAGAAAUAAUGCUUGUAAGCGUAUAUCAAGGCAGCAUUUCUGACGCAGACAGCACAAACACCUUAAACUUCAGAGUGAAUAAAGGAGGGCUCAAGUUUUCAAAUAGCUUGAUAGGGUCAUACAGAGAAAUGAAGCUGGAACAAACUCAUGACCUGAACAUUGUCGGCUUGUCCCUGACUUACGCUUCAAAUUUAGAUCACACCAUCAGCCUGGACAAGUCCCACAAACACCAUCUGGACUUCCAGCUGCAGCCCUAUUCUCUCACAGCCAACAUGAACAAUGACUUCAAAUACAGCACUGCCAAUGUAAACAACAAAGCCCGGUUGCAACUUGAGCCUCUGAAGGUAAAUCUGGAUGGCAACAUGAAAGGGGCUUAUAACGGCGAUGAGGUGAAGCAUACCUACACCUUCACCUAUGCAGAUCUGCAGACGCAUUUGAAGACAGACACAGUUGCAAAUAUUCAAGGUGCAUCCCUAACCCACAGAGUUAAUCUGAACAUUGCUGGACUCUCCUCUACAGUCACCGUCAACACAAAUGGUGACUCAAGAUUCUUAACUUUUUCUAAUGAACUGCGAUCUGUUGCAGCCCCUUUUAGUGUGACUGCUGAGAUGCGUACAAAUGCUGAUGGCAGACUCUUGGUCUUGGGAGAGCAGUCAGGGCGGCUGUACAACAAAUUCCUGCUACACAUGGAGCCCGUUGCUUUCACGUUUUCCCAUGAUUAUCAGGGAUCCACUGCCCACAAACUAAACUCUGGGAAAACACACAAGUCAUCACUUAAUAACAAAGCCACUAUCCUUUUUACUCCGUCUGAACAAAAAUCUAGCUGGAUAAUGAAGGCUGAACUGAACAAUAAUGUGUACAAUCAAGAACUUAGUGCUUUUAAUGAUGCUAAAACAAUUGGUGUGAAGCUGAGUGGACAAACUUUAGCAGACCUUUCCGUACUGGACUUCCCGAUAAAUCUACCAUUCACAGACACCAAACGAAUCAAUCUAAUAGAUACAUUUGAUUUAAGGGAAAAUAUAGCCCAGCCUCAAGAGUUUAGUCUCUCGCUUUCUGUGACCUAUGAUAAGAACGAGGAUGUGCAUGUCAUCAGUCUACCCAUCUUGGAGAAGCUACCAGCUUACUAUGAGCAAAUCCGGCAGUCCGUUUUAGCAGCACUGAAGUCUAUUCAGAGGAACCUGAGGAGUGUAAAUAUAGAUCAGUUUGUGAGAAAAUACAGAGCAACAUUAGAUAAGCUCCCCCAACAGGUGAAUGACUAUGUGAACACUUUCAAUUUGGAAAGUAAAGUGAACAACCUAAAAGAGAAAAUUGAUGUUUUUAUAAAGGACUAUAGCAUAACAGUGGAUGACCUUCAAAUUGCUUUGGAAAAUGCCAAAACAAACCUUCAAGAAGCUUUCUCCAAGCUGCAAAUGUUCCUGCUAGAAGUUGAAAAGUAUAUCACAGAGAGCUAUGACUUGAGGGCAGCUAUUGUACAACUUAUUGAGCAAAUUGUUGAAAAAAUGAAAGUGAUAGACAGGCAAUACAAAAUCAGUGCACAAAUGAUUGACACUAUUCAACAACUACAAUCUGUUAUCUCUCAGUAUGAUUCUGGCCAGAUAAGAAGUAGUGCUGCAGCUUGGGCACAAAAUAUAGAAGCUAAGUAUAAAAUUAAAGCUCAGGUGCAAGAAAAAUUAGAAAAAUUGAAAACCCAGAUUCAGAGUAUAGAUGUCCAACAUAUUGCAGAGAGUUUGAAGCAGCAGGUGGAAGCAAUUGACUUCAGAACACUUAUGAAAAAGCUGGAAGCAUCCUUUCCACUUCAAAAAAUUAAUCAAAUCCUUGAACAAAUUAAAGAUAUUCUUCUAAAUUUCAUGGAGGACUAUGAAGUGUCUGAGAAGAUCAAUGUCAUCCGAGCCAAAAUGCAUGAAAUUAUUGUAUACUCCAACCUUGAUCAGCAUGCCAAAGUUCUAAUGGACAAGAUGAUAGAGCUGUCUAAUCAACAGAAAAUUGGAGAAACGUUCCAGAAUUUAACCAUCUCACUGAGAAAAAUUGACAUAAAAUCAUUCUUUAGUCAAGUUGUGGAAUUCAUUGAUGAUGCUGUUAAGCAGCUCCAAACAUUUGAUUUCAAAAAUCUGGUAGAAGAAAUCAACAAUUUUCUUGAUACUGUUAUAAAGAAGCUGAAGACCUUUGAUUACAACAAGUUUGUAGAUGAAACAAACAAUAAAAUUCGGGAAGCAACACAGAAAAUCAAUGAUGAAAUCAGAGCCUUAGGACUACCCGAGAAAAUGGAAGCGGCAAAGCAAUACAUCAAAGAGGUAAAUGCUGUGGUUUCUCAAUCCAUCAAGAAAUUAAAAGAUACUAGACUUGCUGUAAUAAUUGACUGGUUGAACAAUCUCCUACACUCCACAGCAAUGACUGAACUGAGAAUUAAGAUGCGUGAUUAUCUAGGAGAUGCACGUGAAAUAAUUUAUCGAAUGGACAUCCCAAGAGAAUGCCAGAGACAUCUGGAGAGGGCAAGCCAGUUGUACAAUACCAUAAUCACCUAUCUAGUUGAUCAGUGGAACAUUGCCUCAAAGAAGAUAUCUCUUUUAGCUGAAGAAUACAAUGUAAAAAACAUGGCCGACAGUUUGAACCAGUUUGUUGAAACUGGUUUUCAAGUUCCUGAAAUCAACACAGGCAUAAUCAACACACCUGCUUUUGAAGUCAGCCUGCGGGCCCUACGGGAAGCAACAUUUCAAACUCCAUCUUUUAUUAUUCCAUUUACCGACCUGCGUGUCCCUUCUUCUCAGGUAAAUCUCAAGAAAUUAAAUGAAAUCAGAAUUCCACACAGCUUUACUACUCCUGAGUUUACCAUUGUAAACACCUUUAAGGUUCCCUCCUUUACAAUUGAUUUUAAUGAGAUCAAAUUGAGGAUUUUGAAGACAAUAGAUCAAAUAAUGACAAGUGACUUUCAACUGCCAGCAGCUGGUGUGUAUUUCCAAGACCUAAGGAUGCAAGAUAUGGCUUGGUCUGACUUUUCCUUCCCAGAAAUGAAUUUGCCAGAGCUACAAAUACCUGAAUUAUUGAUCCCAAAGCUCAAUUUGAAUGAAUUCCAAUUCGAAGGUAUCAAUAUGCCAGAAUUCCAGCUGCCACGUAUUCCAGACUCUGUGACUGUUCCUACAUUUGGAAAACUGUCUGGGGCUUUCAGAAUUGCCUCUCCCCUCUUCACGCUGACUACUAAUGUUGAUUUUAAGAAUGAAACAGCUUCUGCCCUCAGCCCAGAAUUUGUGGCCUCUGUUUCAGCUGUAGCGACAUCAAAAAUAAACGUCUUAGCUUUUACUGUGACUGCUGAUACACACCUCUUGGCUCCUGAGAUGCAGCGGUUAGUCCUAAGAGAGACCCUGAAGUUCUCCCAUUUAUACCUCAAAGCUGAUCAUACAGGUGAAAUCAUAUUUUUGAGGGCUUCUGUUCAAGGUAAUGUCGAAACAACUGCAAGCUUCCGUACUACACGGAACGCUGUGGUCCUGCACAAUAGGUUAAUGGUCAAUGUGCAGAAGAAGAUUUCCAUGGAGAGCAAGACAACAUACACGCACAAGCUAAAUGUUCCAAAGGCCCAGUUCACCAGUCAAGCUGAAUUAAGCAAUGAAAUAAAAACAGCACUGGAAGCAGGACAUAUAGCAGUUACUUCCAUUGGCAAAGGAGACUGGAAAUGGGCUACUCGUGAUUACUCUGAUGAAGGGACCCACGCAUCAACUGUCAGUUUCAAUGUAGGGGGCUCCGUAGCUUCUCUUAUGGCAGAAAACAGGAUAAACGAUAAAUACUUGAAGGUCAACCAAAGACUGGAAUAUGAAUAUAAUUUGCCAAGUUCCGCAAGGCUUCAGGUUGAAUCUGCAAUUGAAUCUCCACUAGUGGGACGUAGUACCUUAAAUCUACAAGGGACAAUGAACCUUGCAGAGGUGAAAAUAAUACUACAGGGCACACAUAAUGCUAAGUUGAAUGGACGUAUCUCGGGCACAAUAAACAAUGAUGUGGCCUUCUUGGUACAGCCCUUUGAAAUUAAAACAUCGACAAAUAAUGAUGUGAAUGUAAAAGUUAGCUUCCCACUGAAAAUUGUUGGCAAAAUUGAGAUGAUGAAUAGCUAUGGCCUGGUGCUGAAUCCUUUCACUCAGGAAGUUAGCUGGAUAGCUGAGGGAAGAUUUAACCAAUACAAAUAUGCCCAUAAUAUGUCUGCUAGUAACAAUGUAAACAGCAUUGAAGCUUCUGUAUCCAUGAAUGGUGAUGCUAACUUGGACUUCCUGAACAUUCCUCUCUCAUUUCCUCAACAAUCGGUCCCCUACAUUGGCAUCAAGACACCCCAGCUGCAAGAAUACUCUCUGUGGGAGGAAACAGGGCUGAAGAAUUUACUGAAGACAACAAGGCAAUCAUUUGAUUUAAAUCUAAAAGCUCAGUACAAGAAGAACAAAGAUAGACACUCUUUUGAAAUUCCUUUAGAUGGAGUGCAUAGAGCACUCAACAACUACAUUGUGAUCUUCAACAGGCGUUUUGAAAGAGGGAGGGAUGCCACCUUAGCUUUCCUUACAGAGUCAUAUAACCAAGCCAAAAUUGAGUUUGACAAAUACAAAGUAGAUGCUUCUGUCAAACAAGCCCCACAGAUCUUCAGAAUUCCAGGAUACACCAUCCCAGUUGUCAACAUUGAGGUUUCUCCCUUUACAGCGGAACUCCCAGCUUUUGGCUAUGUGAUCCCCAAAGAAAUGAGCACCCCAACUUUCACAGUCCCACUUGUUGGAUUUUCAGUGCCAUCAUAUACAUUAGUCCUUCCAUCGUUGGAGCUACCAGUCCUUCAAGUUCCUCGAGGUCUGCGGACACUGAAGCUUCCCACCUAUCGAGCACAUAUGCCAUCAAACAGAAUCUAUAUUCCGGCACUGGGAAAUAUGACCUAUGACUUUUCAUUUAAAUCUAGUGUGAUUACCCUGAACACAAAUGCUGGAUUUUUUAACCAAUCUGAUAUCAUUGCUCGGUUGAGUUCAUCCUCCGCUUCUGUGAUUGAUGCCCUGCAGUAUAAAUUAGAUGGAACAUCCAGUCUCACAAGGAAGAGGGGUUUGAAGCUAGCAACUGCAUUAUCCCUGAACAAUAAAUUUAUAGAAGGAAAACAUGACAGUACUAUCAGUCUCACAAAGAGAAACAUGGACGCUUCAGUGACAACCACAGCAAAAAUCAAUGUGCCAGGCUUAAAAGUGAAUUUUGGGCAGGAACUUAAAGGAAAUUCUAAAUCAAAACCAAUCAUCUCUUCAGAUAUUAAUUUAAAUUAUGAUUUGGAUACUUAUGGUGCCAGUGCUAACGGAGCAAUUGUUAACAAGGUAUCUCUAGAAAGCAUUGUCUCUUACAUAUCUGUAGAUACUUCAACCAAAGGUUUCAUCAAUGGCGUAUUUCACAGAAGAAACCCAUUUUCUGGAAAGCUGAACCAUGAAGCCAAUGCCUACCUAAACGCUAAAGGUGCUCGGUCUUCAGUGAAAUUUGAAGCUAGUUCUAACAUAGAUAGAAUUGGGAAUUUUGGCGUGGCAGAAAAUGUUGCCAUUGAAGCUUCUACCCGUCGCCUUUAUGCAGUCUGGGAACACAGCGGAGAAAAUAAUUUACAUUAUCAUCCAAUUGUUGCAAGUAAAGGAAAUCAAAACUGCAAAGUAACUUUGGAGCUUGCUCCAGGUAGUCAGUCAGUUGUUCUUCAGAUACAAGCUGCCCAACCAAAUAAUUUCCUUGGUGAGACUUCAGUAAACCAUGCCCUUUUGCUUUCCUCCAAUAAUGGAAAUCAGAAAAUGGUUUGGAAGAGUGAAGGCCAAAUCCUUUCUCUAUUCAUUGGAAAUGACUUGGAGUUAGCAAAUGACAAAACAAAAAUUCAGUUUGACUUAUCAGGAUCUUUGGGAGGGCAUUUGUCUUUCCUCAAUGACCUUGUGCUGCCAGUUUAUGACAAGAGCCUAUGGGAUAUCUUGAAGUUGGAUAUCACCACUAAUGCUGAAGAGAGACAAUUCCUAAAUGCAUCAACAUCCAUAGUAUACAUGAAAAAUAAGGACGGGUACUUUAUCCCCUUAAAUGUGAACCAACUGGAAGAUGGAUUUAUAUUCACAAUUCCUGAAAUCGAACUGAAAGUACAAAAUCCUGUUACAACUCCAGAGUUUAGGGUCCCUUUUACAACUUUGCAAGUUCCAUCUUACACCUUUGACACACGUGAGAUCAAAGUCCCCGAAACAUUGGCCACAAUGCCAUUUGACAUCAGACUGCCUUCACUGCCAAACAUACAGUUUCCUCAACUAAAUAUAGUAACCAGCUACGUUAACGUGGAAGAAUAUAAAAUUCCCUACCUUGAGCUGACUGUACCUGAGUUUCUGUUAACUGUAUCCCAAUUUACUCUUCCAAAGACCCUUUCUUUCGGUGAAAUCACUGUGGAUCUCAAUGCUGUGGCCAAUAAGAUAGCUGACUUUGAUCUGCCUACAAUAACGAUUCCUGAGCAGCAGAUUGAAAUCCCAGCUUUUAACAUCUCUUUGCCUGCUGGAAUUUACUUCCCGAAAUUUGGAGCUUUGGCUGGUUCUUUCAAGGUCGCUUCCCCGUUGUACAGCACCACUUGGAAAACAGAUCUGAAGAACAACGAGGACUCUUUUGAACAUUCCAUUGAUUUUACUGCAAAUUCACCCCUGCAAUUUCUGGAGUAUGAUCUAGAUGGUAAGUCUACCUACAUCUAUGAAGAUGGCCACUUCACAGUAAAUACAGAAGGCUCCUUUGCCCAUCGCGACCUGAGUGCAAAGUUCAAAGACGAUUUUACUUUACAAAGAUACAGAAACUUUGAGCAAAUAGCAUCUCUGGACAUCACCAGCCCAACUUUCACUGAUGUACAAGUGCGUUUCCAUGGAGAUGGCUCAAAAGUUGUGACAUCAAUAUCUUCUUCUGCUGCUGGCACCCUUGGCUUUCUUAUCAAACUGGACCCCGAUAUUCUCAAGGGCAAGAUUUUCUACCGAACUCAGUCUAACCCUCAGAAAGAUGUCGAUGUCUUUAAAAGUGAGAUAUCAUUCAAAAAUCCUGAGCUGAUCCAAGUCAAAGCCAACUGGAAAGAGGAUGGUGCCAUGGACUUACUCAGAGGCUUAAAAGAAAAGGUGCCUAAAAUGGCCGACACUUUGUAUAAUGCUGUCAACAAGUACCACCAUGAGCAUACAGGGAUGGAGAUCAGAACUGCUACCAUAAAGCUGAAGGACAAAUUGAGAGACAAUGUGGACAAAACUUACAGAAACACUUUAGACAAUAUCAAUGAUCUGGAACAGCAACUUCAUGAAGUUACCAGUGACGCCACUCGGAAAUAUGAAAUUAUGAGGGGACAAGCCAAAAAGCUGUACAAUGAAGCUGCAGACCAAGCCAAUCAGUUUAACUAUGAUCAAAUCAGAGCUACGUUUUACGAUGCCACUAUGGAUAUAAUAGUAGGUUACCAUGAAAGGCUGAAGCAUCUUAUUGACUCUACCAUUAAAUUCUUGAAGGUAACAAGAUUCCAGGUGCCAGGAAUUGCUGAAAAACACACUGGUGAAGAACUUUAUAUGAUGGCCACUGAAAAGUUAGCAAAUGUUGCAGCGCUCUGCAUUAUAAGAGUGCAGGAAUAUUUUGAUGCUUUGAUUGUAUUUGUCAGUGAGCUAGAAGUUAAAAUUCCAGCUUCCAGCGAGAUCAUCAGAGGUAGUGCUAUACUGGAUGAAAUUAAAAUUUUUAUAACACAUGUACAAAAGAAAGUCAGUCAGAUAUUUGUUGGCCUCCAAGAGAUUGACUUUGCACAACACUUAAGAGAGCUAAAAGUAGUAGUUCAACAAGUCUUCCAAAAAGUGGAAGAGCUGAUUAGAAAUUUACAAGCCCAAAACUAUGAAUAUGUAAAAGACCAGGCUAAACAAUUGCUUACAAAGCUCUUACAAGCACUGAAGAGCUUAGCAGACGAUGCAAAACACUUGGCUCCCCGUGUUGAAAACCUCUUUCAAAAUGUUGUGCAGAGUAGUUCCAGGAAGCUAGAAGAAUUUCAGCAAACUGUGAAAGAUCUGCGGCAGGAAUAUUUUGACCCAAGCAUAGUUGGGUGGUCCGUCAAAUAUUAUGAAGUGGAAGAGAAGAUGCUAGAGUGGCUGAAGAGCUUUGUCAAUGCUGUAAUAGAAUGGCACACCCAAUAUGUUAAUGCUGCUUCUGAUGCGGCUGUACAUCUGACAGGAAAAAUCCUUGGAUUUGUGGGGGACCAUGGAGAAGUCACAGAGUACUCUAAAAUGGCUCAUGAAAAGAUCCAGCAAUGGUCUGAAGCUGUUAAGAAGAGUGCUGCUGAACAAAAGAAGCAGGUCAACGCUAAGCUACAGGAGGCAAAUGAAUACCUUUUAAGUUCCUACGCAAGGCUCAUCACAGAGACCAAAAAAUUGAUUGACCUGACAAUAGAAAAUUAUACUGCAUUCCUCCAGUAUCUGCAAGAGCUUCUUGAUGGGCUUGAGAAAGCAACAGCAGAUACCCUGAGGCCCUACGUGGUUGUUCGCCAAGGAGAGCUCAGAAUAGACAUACCAAAACCAUUUGACUUGCCAUCUAUUAACUCCAUUUAUCAAAUGCCCCAGUCAAGUGAGGAAGAACUCCAAAAGAAUGAACUGAUUCAGCAAGGCAUUGAUCAGACCUCCAAGAAGUGGGAAGAGCUACAGAGUUUUAUUGUUCAGCGGAUUUGUGCCGGUCAACUGAUCAUGUAACACAGCGGUCAAAAUAUGCCAAAGCGGCUACAAUCUUGAACAAGAGGACAAACAAGAGUAAAGCUUGUGUGGUUUUUUAUUGUACCAUAUUUAAAGCCAGCAGCAAUCAUUGUUUUUGGAGCGUCAGCAAGCUAUUCAAUUGAAUUUUGGUAUUUGUAAACGAAAGCUGAAUAAUCUGCAGGUUAGUUUAAUGCUCUGCAAAAGCCAAUAAAUGAAAUCUGAAGACAUUUCAGUGUCCUUUCUUAAAACUAGUUUUCUUGUAAGAUCUAGAUUGUGAUCCACAUUUGGUUAAUGCAAGUCUUUACACUGACUUCAGAGUUUUAUAGGGCCAGCCCCAUUGUAGUGCAAUAUAUUUUGUAAAUCGUCUCAAUGAAUGUUCAGACCCGUAUGGAGUUAGAAGCAGCUUCUAAGGUAAAGGUCACCCUAAGCUAAAGAAUGUAAUUUAUAAAUAAUUUUCAAUUGGUUAGGAAACAAAUAUCUGUAAUAAAGCGGGAGCAAAGUAAAUGGAGAGUUAAGUUUUGGGCUGAAAUCUGUGCAUUCUACACAAAACAGAAAAAGAAAAGAACAAAGAUCUAGGCAUCAAAAUAAUCAGUCUACAAGUAAAAUAGGAUGCUUCUUUUUCUGUCCUCAGUCACGGGUCAAGCACUACACAUGUACAAAUAGUUUCAUUUUCCUUGUCAACCAAGCUAGUAUUUUCUGCACUUUGCAACCAUUAUUUUUAUAUUUCUAUUUUAAUUGUGAAACAUUUCAUUUUUGAUCCAAUCCAAGGUCAGCCGCCGUUUUAGGCAAGCUUCCAAUUAAUCCACGGUUGCCUGCCCCAUGUUCUGAAGCAAGCUCCUGCACUGCUGUCUGCCUUUACUGUACAGGGAGUACACAGCUGGGAAAACCUCAGCAGAUGCAGUAUUUCAGGAGUGAGCUCUCUGCUGCUGCUCAGCUUUGAGAAAGGCAGGAUUUCUCUUUGGACCACCCCAUGGGAGGCCUCAUACAAAAAUUAUUCAGAAGGUUGAAAUUUAAAAUUUCGGAAAGCAAAAUAUCUGGGCUUAAUAAUUUAUUUGGUUUUAUAACUUGCUGUUAGAAUGCUAUGUACAUAUUAGAGUUUCUUCUGGUGGGCUCCCAUCCCUCUCCCCUUCCUGUCUUGCUGCUAUCAGAAUAAACUCAUUUUUUUGCAAUACCAAUAGAAAUGUUGUAUGUAUGUGUCUUAAUUAAACUGUUCAUUCUAGGA